GGUUUCCGCCUGCGGUUGAGCAGUGCCGCUUGUAUGGAUGGAAUCCCACGCUCUUCUCGCCACAAUGCCACGACCAGUCUGCCCGCCCGCCUCUGGAAUUGCUUUCCCGCCGACCUCCUGAAACGGCGGUCGCAUUUCGCCUCCUUCCCGAGUCCUGGCGACAGUUAGCAGGCGACAGCACGGGCAGUGAGAGACGACACGCGAGGCAGCAGGCACGGGCGCAAGCCACGUCCUGUACGGAGCACGCGCUGGCCGUUGGCCGUCCGCCAUUCGUCGUUCGCCACAUGUCAUUCGUCACCAACCUUUGACGCCCACGGCCAGCCGUCCUUGCUGUUGAGUUUCUUCGCCGCUGCCCUGCUGACUGCCUGCGGGACUCUGGCCACAGCGUCGGUGAGACGACGCUACUAGGGCGAAAGCACGGUGCGAAACACUAGUACCGGGAGCCGGCUGCGCUCCCCUCCCCCUCCACCCCCCUUUGGCUCCGCCCUCCGCCCUCCGCCCUCCGCCAUCCGUCAUCCGCCCUCGACCCAUCCAUGUCUCUCUGCGUCGCGCCCCCUCCAACUGCGACUCUGCUGUCUCGCACCUCUCGCUUACCACUUCGCCACUCUUCGCCACGACAGCUUCAGCAGUUUGACUGCGCGCGUGGCGCAACUCGUCCGCCCUCCGCAUGGGUGCGCCAGCCGCAGCUCUGGGCGCCGCUGCAGCGGCUUCCCGGGCAUGGCAGAGGCGAGGGGGAGGGGGAGAGUGUGUGGACACGGGGGAGGAGAAGCAUUGGGGGAACGAGGGGGGGAGUGGCGCGGGCAAGCAGUGGCGGAGGGGAAGAGAAGGGCGCAGUUGGGGUGGCGGAUGAGGGGGAGCGAAUGAGCACCACUCAGCGCAUCAUGUCAUCGCUGCCAGCGGGGCAGCAGGCGGGGGGCGCGGGGGGGCAGGUGUCGUAUGCUGACCUGCAGAGGGCCGAUGCCGCCUGGCGUGCACUGCGCACCACACCGCCUGGUGCGCCCACAGCUCCCGCGCCUCAAGUCGUCAAGCGCAAGCCGGGCUCCUGCCUCUCCGCCGCACCUUCCAGGGAAGCCGGGAGCACAGGCAGCAGCGACAGUGGUGGCGCAGGAGGGAAGGGGGCGGUGGAUGUGGACGUGGCGGUGUGUGGGGGCACGCUGGGCGUGUUCGUGGCCACCAGCCUGGCGCUGAGGGGGAAGAGAGUGGCCAUCGUGGAGCGAGGGGCACUCAGAGGGCGUGCGCAGGAGUGGAACGUGUCGCGGCGGGAGGUGCAGGAGCUGGUGGCGCUGGGCGUGCUGACGGCGGGCGAGGUGGAGGACGCCAUCGCCGUGGCCUUCAACCCGUGCCGCUGUGGCUUUGCAGGAGGCGAGGACAUCUGGGUGUCGGACAUCCUCAACCUCGGCGUUUCCCCAGCGCGCCUGGUGGAGGCAGCGAAGCAGCGCUUUGUGUCGCUGGGAGGGGUGCUCCUGGAGGGGGUGGCGCUGGCGUCCAUCCAUGUGCACGACGACGCCGCGGUGCUCUCCUUUGAGGACCCGUCCCGCCCGCCCCUCACCACCCGCCUCGUGGUGGACGCCAUGGGGCAUGCCUCGCCCAUCGUCCGCCAGGUGCGGUGGGGCCAGAAGCCAGACGGCAUCUGCCUGGUGGUGGGCACGUGUGCGCGCGGCUUCCCCCCCGAGGCCAACAGCACGGGGGACAUCAUCUGCACCACUGGCCCCACCAUCACCAUCGGCCAGUCGCCGCUGCAGCUCUUCUGGGAGGCGUUCCCAUCGGGGUCGGGCCCCAGUGACCGCACGACGUACAUGUUCUCAUACAUGGACGCCCAACCCGAGAGGCCGUCGCUGGAAGCCAUGCUGGAGCUCUACUGGCGGCUCAUGCCACAGUACCAGGGCAUUGACUCCAUUGACUCGGUGGCAGUCCAGCGGGUGCUCUUCGGCUUCUUCCCCACCUUCCGUGACAGCCCUCUCCGCCCCGCCUUUGAUCGCGUCAUCCAGGUGGGCGAUGCCAGCGGCAUCCAGUCACCGCUGUCCUUCGGUGGUUUUGGAGCCAUCACCCGCCACCUGCCGCGCAUCACAGAUGGUCUGGUGGACGCCUUGGAUGGCGACCUGCUCUCUCGCAAUGCACUUGCAUGCAUCAACCCGUACCAGCCGAACCUGAGCGGGGCGUGGCUGCUGCAGCGCGCCAUGUCAGCGCGGGUGGGGUCGUCCCCCCCGCCUGACUUCAUCAACAACCUGCUCGCCACCAAUUUCGCUUGCAUGCAGAAACUAGGCGAUCCGGUCCUGCGCCCCUUCCUCCAGGACGUGACGCAGUUCGCCCCUCUGGCGCUCACCAUGGGCUCCAUGGUCGUCUCGCGCCCCUCUCUGCUGCCCACCAUCUUCUUGCAGGUGGGCCCCAUCCCGCUGCUGGACUGGCUGCUGCACUUCACCACCCUCGCUGCCUUCUCAGCACUGCACCAACUCGCCUCCGCCCUCUCCCUCAGCGAGGCCGUCGCCUCUCUGCCGCCCCGCCAGCGCUUCUUCUGGCGCCGCCGGCUGGAGGCAUGGGAGUUCGGAUCGGGGCUGGACUACAAGCUCUAGUGAAUUCUGGUCCGGAACCAGGUUGUACAAGACAGACAACUUAUACUUUUCAACCAGAAUGCAUAUUUUUUUAUUCAAAAUCUAGACAUUUCCAACCUCAAAUAAACAGGGGUUGCUCAU
This is a messenger RNA of Closterium sp. NIES-67, 2690 nucleotides long. NCBI's taxonomy places the organism in Eukaryota, Viridiplantae, Streptophyta, Zygnematophyceae, Desmidiales, Closteriaceae. The record is from the annotation of a GenBank genome assembly.